This is a messenger RNA of Gordionus sp. m RMFG-2023, 1537 nucleotides long. Its product is annotated as formylglycine-generating enzyme-like. The record is from RefSeq and is a predicted model, not a curated record. Gene Ontology annotation, cellular component: endoplasmic reticulum. The transcript is spliced from 8 exons. Bases 230 to 1258 code for a protein of 342 amino acids. Lineage: Eukaryota; Metazoa; Nematomorpha; Gordioida; Chordodea; Parachordodidae.
UCAUAGUGAUAAUAAGGAAGCAAGUUAUCAAUUUAAUAGUAGUUUUUAACAUGAGAAUAAUUACUAUAUGGGUUACCAAUGGCGGGUCCAGCUGAUUUGCAUUCAACGACGCGAUUGCAUCGUCAGUUUAGGUAUUAUGCCAUUGAGUAAAACCAGUAAUAUCCUACACUUCAAAAAAUAUUAAUAUUAAAUUAAAAAUUCUAAAAAAUUAAUACCCGGAAAUAUAUGAAUGAAAUGCUUAGUUUUAAUAAUAUACCUUAUUAAUUUAUUUUUUAUCAAAGGAUCUAAGGGUUGUAAUAAAUGUGCUUAUUCUAAAAUUGCAAAUCAGAAUAGUACAAUUAAGUCUACACAUGAUCUCUACGAUUUUUAUGACAACAGCCAUACAUAUUUUUUAUAUAAUACCAUGGUUUUGAUAAAUGAAGGGGAAUUUAUUAUGGGGACAAAUACCCCACAUUUUAUAGCUGAUGGUGAAGGCCCAGAAAGAACAGUAUUUAUAUCAAAGUUUUAUUUAGAUAAAUAUGAGGUAAGCAACUAUGAUUUUUCCAUAUUUAUUAAUGCUACUGGAUAUAUAACAGAGGCUGAAAAAUUUGGGGUUUCAUUUGUUUUAGAAAAUAAUUUAGAUGAAAAAAUUAAAUUAGAUAUUAAAAAAGCUGUUGCUGAUGCUACAUGGUGGUUGCCAGUUGAAAAUGCCACAUGGAGACAACCUGAAGGUUUAGGAUCACACAUAUACAAUAGAUCAAAUCAUCCAGUUAUACAUAUAUCUUGGAAUGAUGCCAAUUCAUUUUGUAAAUGGGCUGGUAAAAGGUUACCCACAGAGGCUGAAUGGGAAUAUGCAUGUAGAGGUGGAAUGGAUAGAAAGCUUUAUCCCUGGGGGAAUGAAUUUAAUCAAAAUAACAUAUUUCAUGCUAACAUAUGGCAAGGAGAAUUUCCAUACAUUAACACAGGAGAAGAUGGCUAUGUUACAACAGCACCAGUUAACGUAUUCGCGCCCAAUGCAUAUGGCAUCUAUAACAUAGUCGGAAAUGUUUGGGAAUGGACUUCUGACUGGUGGCAUACGCAACACGACUCCUCCUAUCAAAAAAACCCAAAGGGACCUGACUCUGGCACUGACAGGGUUAAAAAAGGCGGAUCUUUCGCGUGUACUGAGGGCUAUUGUUUCAGAUACAGAUGCGCUGCCAGGAGUCAAAACACACCUGAUAGCUCAGCUACUAACCUUGGUUUCCGGUGUGCUUCUUCCUAUUACAGAAAUGAACUUUGAUAUUUUUCUAAAUUAUUUAUUUUGAAGAACUGUUAUUUGUGUAGAGGGGGGGGGGGGGGACUUAUAAAAGAUUUAUUGAAAAAAUCACAAUUUAAAAUGACAUGCCUUUAUGAUAUAUAAUAUAUUAAUCAUUUAUACACCUGUGAUUAGAAAUAUAUUAAUAUUUGUGAUUAUAUAUAUUUAUGAACUAUUAUCUUUGGGGGGUAUUUUAUAACUGAUUUAUUGAAAAAAUUCAUCAAAUAUCACAAUUUAAAGAUUCAUACCUCCAUGAUAUAUAAU